Molecule: messenger RNA, 1089 nt
Organism: Acaulospora colombiana
Lineage: Eukaryota; Fungi; Glomeromycota; Glomeromycetes; Diversisporales; Acaulosporaceae
Source: the annotation of a GenBank genome assembly
AUGCAAGAUGAAUAUCCACCAAUGACACCUCCUCUCUCCUCAUUUCUUUCCACUCACAAACGAACAAUGUUUGUCUCCUUUGGCGUUCUCGUAUACACCACACCCGAGAAUAAUGCAAUCUUGUUAAGCUCCUUCGUCGAAGCCAUUGAUCAAGGUAUCAUUGACGGUGUAAUAUGGUCGCUAGGUCAAACCUCCCACAGUGAUUUUCCAGGAAACAUCACCCUUUCCAACGGUACCAUCAUCGAGAGCUCGUAUAUUUUGCACAACAAACACCCUCACAUCUACAUCACGGAUUUCGCGCCACAAUUCGCGUUGUUGAACCAGACCAAUGUUAAAUUGUUCUUUUCGCAUGGCGGCACGGGCAGCACCCAUGAAUCCAUUUAUACCGCAAAGCCGAUGUUAUUGUUACCCAUUGCGUUUGACCAAAUGGGCAAUGCCGAGAAGUUGGAGAAUGCGGGCGUAGGGUUGACAGUUUCGAAAUUUAAUCUGAAUGUACAAGACAUUCACAACAAAAUUAAGAAACUACAAACCGACGAAAGUAUACAGGUGAAUGUUCGAAGGAUGCAAGUGUUGGCUAGAAUUAACAGUAAACGAAAGCAUCGAGCGGCAGAUCUCAUCGAGUUUUUGUUGUUGGCGUCGCAGUUGAACAAUGAAGAUGAGGAAUAUGACGAUGAAGAGGGUGUGACAAAUAAUGGCAACACUUUGGUGGUGGAAGAGGAUUCUAGGAAUGGAAAGUCAAUUAACGAUAGAAACAACAUUAAUGACGGAAAUGGUAAAAACAAUAAGAAAAAUAACAAUAAUAGUAAAAGUAAGAAUAAUCGUUAUAAUAAAAAACGCAGAAAUGGAAAUGGAAUCAACAGACAUUCGACCUUUACGAAUGCCUAUCUUCAAGAAUUGAUCACACCGGACACGCGAAUGGGAUUCAUAAAAGGAAAAUAUUUAGAUGUGUUUGGAGCAUUUGCUGUGGGGAUAAUAGUGGUUUUUUCCACUAUAAUGUGGUUGGUUUGGGCAAUUGCUAGCAUUUUUGUGAACGGUGUUCUUAAUGUGACGGAGAGUUUCGUCGGUGGGACCAAGGUUAAGGUGGAAUAA